Messenger RNA from Wyeomyia smithii (pitcher-plant mosquito), 3800 nucleotides. RefSeq names its product calpain-B-like. Gene Ontology annotation, molecular function: calcium-dependent cysteine-type endopeptidase activity; calcium ion binding. Lineage: Eukaryota; Metazoa; Arthropoda; Insecta; Diptera; Culicidae. Gene Ontology annotation, biological process: proteolysis. Gene Ontology annotation, cellular component: cytoplasm. The record is from RefSeq and is a predicted model, not a curated record. The coding region runs from base 965 to 3226 and encodes 753 amino acids. The transcript is spliced from 5 exons.
UCCACUAUCGCAGUCUGUUAUCGUUGUGCAGUUGAGACUGUUGUCCCCACAGGCUAGCUUAGUGGCAGAGUAUAGUUAGUAAAACUAGUUGAAUCAUCAAUUUGUGCACGUGCAAAAUUCAAACUAAGCUGGUUAGUUAGUUCGGUGUUCUGCCGGAAGGAUUGGCAAUAAAUCAGUUCCGCCACUGUUGUAUCCAAUCACCGACGCCCAGGGAGGCGACUCCACACCCAGGACCCUAACUCACGACCCGUUUAUUAACGGACCGGCGCCAACGGCUUUACUUCCUCAUGCGAUGGAAGGCGUGAUCCCAGAGAUUUUUCGCCUCAGAAAAUCUCCCGGUGUCGGCUAGGAUUGAAUCUAGACAAGUUGGGUUGGUUGUGAGUGAAUCACGCCACCUCACAACCAUCGACACCUAUGUCGGCGGUGGGAUUCGAACCCAGGCGUCGAGCGUGGUUGGCGGAGACAUUACCAACCACACUAGGCCCCGCUAUUGAAAGAUAUGUCGCCUUAACCCCUUUCGCAUAAGUAUAGCGUAUACUAUACCAGACAUAAUUUUGCUGAUAACAAAAUUUAGUGUCAGUGUGUAACUAACAUAAGCGUAAAUUGCUUCUAGUAGUGGAUCCAGAAUGAACACAUUGCAAUUGCCUCCAUAGCGAUGGCUCGAUGACGACCUUGAUAUCUCGACAAACAACAACAAGUGCGUCGCCUCAUGAACCACAACACGUUGGUGCUUCUCCGUUGUUGCCAGUAAACUAUUGACAGUCUCCGCGUUUGGAACGUGUACUACAUUAUGUUAGGCUCCAAAUUGAGCGUGUCUCGAUUAAACAAGUGAAAUUUGAUAACCUUGCUAAUUAUAGGGUUCAAUUGGUUUACACUGUGAUGCCUGAAAUACGAUACGGCAUGAUAUGUGAACGUUAAAAGGUGUGCCUUUGCAUUGCAAAGUGAUUGCAUGUGAAAAUACGAUAUGGCUAGGCGAGUCAUCAAAACAAGUGUCGGAUCAAGCGAAGGAUCACCGACAUCUACCAGGAGCUCUUCCCGUUUCCUUGUGGUGGAUUUUACGAAUGAUAAUGAAGAGAUUGCUCACAAAUCAUUCAACGUGCAUCAGAACCCCCCAGCCCAGGACUUCUACCAGCUCAAACAGCGCUGCCUCACCGAAGGAAAACUUUUCGAAGAUCCCGACUUUCCACCGGUGCACGCUUCUCUCACGAAAAGUCAAUCUAAGGUAGACCCGUCGAUCGAAUGGCUCCGUUCCGGUCAGAUGUGCCGGAAGCCAAAGUUCUUUCACGACGGUGCGUCCCGAUUCGACGUUCGCCAGGGCAGUCUUAACGACUGUUGGCUCCUGACGGCGACCGCGAACCUUACCGCCAAUCGGCGCCUAUUUCGAAAAGCGGUCCCUCUGGACAACUCCUUCGCCGAGGACGAAUACGGAGGAAUAUUCCAUUUUCGCUUCUGGCAGUUUGGCCAAUGGGUGGAUGUGGUGAUUGACGAUCGACUUCCGACCCAAAAGGGUGAGCUGAUUUUUAUGCGAUCUGCCCAUAAGAACGAAUUUUGGAGUGCACUGUUGGAAAAAGCGUACGCCAAACUUCACGGUUCGUACGAGGCCUUAAAUGGCGGUUCGGCUAGAGAAGCAAUGCAAGAUUUCACCGGAGGCAUAACCGAGUGGUAUCGCUUGAAAGGAACAGAGACGCCAGACAAUCUGUUCGAGAUCAUUCAGAGCGGGUUCGAAAGAGAUUCUAUGUUCGCCUGUAGUAUUCAGGCCGAUCCAUCGAAAUCAGUGGUUCACACUCCCCAAGGAUUACUGAAGGGUCAUUCUUAUUCAAUCACCAAAACACAUAUUUUCGACCCCACAAAACAUCAGCUGGUGCGGCUACGCAAUCCUUGGGGUGACGGAAUCGAAUGGAAUGGCCCCUGGAGCGAUCGAUCCAAAGAAUGGGAUGCAAUUCCCAAGGUUCAACGCAAAGAGAUAGGACUUUCCAUUGAGAAUGAUGGAGAGUUUUGGAUGAGUUUCACCGACUUCGUCCGUUAUUUCGACCGGGUAGAAAUAUGCAAUUUAUCUCCAGAUCCAUUAGACGAUCCGGACGCGAGUCUGCGCGGUUGGCAAGUGUCAACAGUCGAUGGAGAAUGGGUAAAAGGAUCCACAGCCGGUGGAUGCAUUGACUUUAUGGAAUCUUUUUGGACAAAUCCACAAUAUGUGAUACGGUUGAAUCAGCCGGAUCGUGAUGGAAACACAGGAAUGUGCACAGUAGUGAUCGCGCUUAUGCAAAAAUUCCGCAGAGCAGAAGAUCUUGCCAGUUUGACCAUCGGUUUUCUCGUUUACCGAAUAACCGAAGAAGACCUUCGUCAUAAACCCGUCCCUAAGAAAUUCUUCCAAAAGAACGAACAUCGCAUUGCUGCGCGAUCCAUUUACAUCAAUUCACGAGAAGUCAGUUGCCGUUUGAGGCUUAGUCCAGGAGUCUACCUAGUCGUACCGUCGACCUUGCAACCCAAUGAAGAGGGAGAGUUUCUAGUUAGAAUUUUCUCCGAAAUGCAAAACUGCUUAGAGGAAAACGACUGUACAGUAUGCUUUGGAACGAUGGAUGAUCGAGUAUCAGGACCACUGCUGGAGAAUGACGAUUGGGAGCAAAUGGUCCGCUGUUUCUACGAUAUGGCCGAUCGCAAGGGAGAGAUCGAUCAUCUAGUUUUAGGUACCAUUCUAAACAAAUUCUUUUUCGCUCCACCACCCAAACUGAAGAAACGCAAAAGUGUUUGGAAAACCCUUCAACUGCGACUACAGCAUAUUCUGUUAUGCUGGUGGAUCUGCUCCGUUCGACCAAAAGCAUCAACUGCAAACACGAGCACAACAAACCGAGACGUGGUGCAGAAAAUUUCCAAACUUUUGAUUUCACGGGUUAAUUUGAACAAGUCGACCCAGCUAAACUACGAUCAGUUCCGCACGAUCAUACGCGAUGUACAACAGUGGCAGGCAGUUUUCAAACUGUACGACACGGACAACAGUGGACAUCUCGACCGGAAGGAACUGAAAAAUGCAUUGAACUCAUCCGGAUUCAACGUUAACAAUCGCGUUCUACACGAGCUCAUGAAGCGCUGUCGGGAACGGGGUCUGGAAACGAUGGAGUUGCUGGAUUUUGUGUUAUGUGCCGUAGAAGGACGGAAUGCUAUUGAAAAACUGAACCAUGAACUAGUGGACAAGUCAUGCCACAAAUCAGCUCUCGAUAGAAUUAAAUAGUAUGUCCCGGUGGAUGAAAACUUUCAGACACUUACAGCCAAACUUCAAUAUGCCAUUGCUUUGUGUUUACUGCCAAUAAGUACUUUGCUGGUAAAUGAAUGACAAUCACUAAAUCGCAAAAGUAAGAUAUACUUACAGUAACUAUUAUACACUUAAUUUUACAAAUAAACAACAAAUUUCAAUAUAAAAUAUCAAAUACCAAUACGUUGAGUUGUUAGAAAAAGCAUGUAAUAUAUUACUUAUUGUUAACGCUUAACGAAUAAAGUUCAUUCAACUAUCGUGCAACUGCAAUACUGUAAAACAUCAACUCACAUUUUUUUACUGCUCAUUCGAUAAUCGACCACCUUUUUUUUUAAUAUUACGUAUUUAAUCUGAAUCAAGUUUAUAUGAGAAUCGAUACACGGGAGUCUGAACUACCAUGGAAAAAUUUAUUGAGACUCUAUCGUAUGCGCGAUCUUGAUUAAAAAUAUUAUUUUCACAAAAAGGUAAUAUUAAAAUGUAUUCAGUUUUUUACGUGGGUACGGUGUUCCAAAUACCGUUAUUAUAAAAUAAAAUACGCCAUCAAAACUGUUAA